This is a messenger RNA of Drepanopeziza brunnea f. sp. 'multigermtubi' MB_m1, 615 nucleotides long. RefSeq lists its product as uncharacterized. The record is from RefSeq and is a predicted model, not a curated record. NCBI's taxonomy places the organism in Eukaryota, Fungi, Ascomycota, Leotiomycetes, Helotiales, Drepanopezizaceae.
AUGGCAACAUCCAGCGAGCACCCUGCUGAAAUCCCAGAAGAGCCCCAUCUGGCGCAUAUCACAAUUUUUCCGGUGCGCUCAUCCGCACAUCGAAACGCGCGAGAAUCUACCGAAUUGGAACGUAUCAGAACCAACUACUCUCGAGCGUCCUCCUAUCACCAGCGAGCUUUCAGCACACGGUCCAAGAGGCCAGAAAGCUUGCUGGAACGCUUCAACUAUGCUCUUCGUAACUUUUGGCGCCGUCAAAUUAGCAUCGACGUGGACCAUGGCGCCUGUAGAGAUCACCUUGCACUAGAGCGCACCUUUCUUGGCUACCUGAGGACAUCUCUCGCUCUAUCUAUGCUUGGAGCCAUUGUGGCUCAACUAUACCGACUUCAGCUUACACCCACCCCAAAUCCUGGCUUCGGCUUCUUCGUGCUGGGAAAGCCGCUCUCAAUCAUCUGCCAAGGAUCAGCAAUCUACACCUUGUUGCUCGGGGCCUUUCGAAUUUGGAGAAUGCAAAACGCAAUCGUCAGAGGAAAGGCCAUCACCGGUGGCUUUGAAAUCGUCGCUCUUGCGGCUGGCUUCCUUGCGGUGAGUACACAUUCUUUGUUCAAGCCAGCAGCACAUUGCUGA